AUGUCUAUUUUUUUAGGACAUUUAUUUAUAAUAUCCUUUUUUAAUGCCUCAAUGCUUGAUAGAGCAGUAUCAACAACCAUUAGUCACUUAUUGAAAAGUCCAUUUUGUAUACAUCCUGAUACAGGUAGAGUAUGUGUUCCAAUUUUACCAGAAACUUGUGAUGAUUUUGAUCCAUUAAGCUCACCAACAGUUAGACUGUUGAUUGAUGAAUUGGAAAGAGCACAUGCUAUACAUCCAGUUACAAAAGGUAAUUAA
Entrophospora sp. SA101 is the source of this 255-nucleotide messenger RNA. The record is from the annotation of a GenBank genome assembly. NCBI's taxonomy places the organism in Eukaryota, Fungi, Glomeromycota, Glomeromycetes, Entrophosporales, Entrophosporaceae.